AUGGACAAACCAUGGGAUGACAUGCUGCCGAUAAAUGAUUUUAUGGAAACAGAACUAUUUGAGUUUCAUCUGAAGACAUCAUCCUUAUCAGCUCUACAACCUCCUGAACCGACUUAUGAUCUAAAGAUUAAGGAUGACCUGGGGAAUUCAGAGGCAUUAUCAUGCCUGCAGAUUGAAGUAUUGGUCUCUGCUUGUCAUGUCAGAGACACCUUCAGUACCUUCCAAGUGCUGCUCUUAGCAGGUUUUUUUCUUGGAGACGGUGCAGGUGUCGGUAAAGGAAGGGCGAUAGCUGGUUUAAUAUUGGAGAACUGGCAUCAUGGAAGAAGAAAAGUAGUGUGGAUUUCUGUUUGGUCAGACUUGGAAUUCAAUGCUAGAAGAGACUUGGAUGAUGUUGGUGCGUCAUGCAUAGAAGUGGAAAAAUACAAAGAAAAUGCUGGAAAACUAGGAAAUAAAAGGAAAAGGAACGAAAACCCCCUUUUGACCAAACGAUCGACAAAGAGGGACACGAAGUCGGCUCAGAUCGCCCUUGAACCCGGCACCCUCGGUAAGUCGCGGCUCGGUGGUGGUCAACGAACGGCAGCCCCGGAGAUGGGUACGGAGAUGAGCCACAGUAGAGUGAAAAGAAAAUCAGAACAGAAAAAGUACUGUUCUCAAGGUCGGAGAUGGGUACGGGUUCCGCAGAUGCACCGAAAAUGUCACCUAGGUACCCCAGAUCGAUCCUUCACGACGAAAAUGAAGCUGGAAUCGAAAUAUCUGUUCUUGGGGCUAGGGUUCGUAAAAUGUCGAGCUGCGUUAUGA
This is a messenger RNA of Striga asiatica, 798 nucleotides long. Lineage: Eukaryota; Viridiplantae; Streptophyta; Magnoliopsida; Lamiales; Orobanchaceae. The record is from the annotation of a GenBank genome assembly.